Messenger RNA from Cavenderia fasciculata, 1332 nucleotides. RefSeq lists its product as uncharacterized. The record is from RefSeq and is a predicted model, not a curated record. Gene Ontology annotation, molecular function: GTPase activity; GTP binding. NCBI's taxonomy places the organism in Eukaryota, Evosea, Eumycetozoa, Acytosteliales, Cavenderiaceae. The transcript is spliced from 2 exons. Bases 1 to 1332 code for a protein of 443 amino acids.
AUGACAAUAGCGCGUACUACAUGGUUGUCAGGACUUAACUUGGGAAUCUUAGGUAACCCAGGUGUUGGCAAGAAUACUUUUGUUCAAUCUUUCUUUAAUUCACCAAUUGAUCGAGCAAACAUUUCAACUGAAAUAUAUAUUGUGAAUCAACUCGAUAACCAUGUUAAAUGGAACUAUCAAUUUUGUAAUCUUCAAACAAAGUUCAAUCUUAGAUUUAAUACUUAUUCAAAUCCAUCUGACGACUCUGAUGAUAUUCAAUCUAGGACUAUCCGUGAAAUGCUUAGUAGCGCAUUCUUUUGUAAUUUAAACAUAAUUUUUAUAUUGUUUGAUGUCACCAAUCUACAAUCAUUUGAAAGUCUGAUGUAUUGGUAUGAUGAAGCAAAGAAGUACUGCAGCACACUCAAGUUCGAGACAGUUGUAAUCGUCGGAACAAAAAGAGAUUUGGUCAAUCAAAGAAAGGUGACAAGAGAACAAGCAAACGGGUUUGCACUUGGUCUUGGUUUUUCUUACUUUGAAAUUGGUAAAGAUGAUGAUGAUGAUGAUGAUGAUACUUGUAUCGAUAGAGUAUAUAGUAUAAUAGCAAGACAUUUAAAUGAUAAAGUUUGCAAGGAUUUUAGAACCAGAGAAAAAUUUUUAUAUUUAGAUUUGGAUUCUAUCAUUUCUUCAUCACCAUUUCUUCUUCCUCCUCCUAAAACAACAACAACAACAACAACAAAAGAUCAAUUAUUUUAUUUUGUUUUUAGAUCAAUGACCAUUCGAAACAAUAUAUUUAAACAAAUUACAAAGAUACAUUCAGAUUUAAAUGUACAAGUUGCUCGAGGCAUUGGGAUUCCAAACAUUACAUUUUGGUGUUCUAAUCGAUAUAUCAAUGUUUUGAAAUACUAUCAAAAAACAAAACUACCAAUAGAGAUUAAUAAUAUUCCUAAAUUAACAUCGAUUCUUAGAAUGCCAAAUAACUUGGAGUUGUUACAAUACAUUUUAGAAAAUAUCGGUAGAAAUCUAAAUCAAAAAGAAAAAAAUCAGAUAAUGAAUGAGGUAAUGGUUGGAGGUGAUUUAUCAAUGAUUCAAUACCUUUACAGUCAAGAGUAUUAUUGGACAUUUGAAGGAUUAUGGAUGGCCAUUGCAUUCAACCAUAUAGAUAGUGUAGAAUUCAUCAUUGAAAAGUCUGGUGAUGUAAGGAUAAAAGAGUGGUUUGAUUUGACUAAUCAAUCUCUAGAAAUGUGUAUUGGUGUUGCCAAAUCAUACAAUAGAAAAGAAAUUGAAAAUGAAUUAAAAAAGAAACAAUCUUUGGCAUUUAAAUUAUCAAAUAUGUUUCAAAAAUUAAGAUAUUAA